Rosa rugosa (rugosa rose) is the source of this 3531-nucleotide messenger RNA. Its product is annotated as leucine--tRNA ligase, cytoplasmic-like. The transcript is spliced from 2 exons. Gene Ontology annotation, biological process: leucyl-tRNA aminoacylation. NCBI's taxonomy places the organism in Eukaryota, Viridiplantae, Streptophyta, Magnoliopsida, Rosales, Rosaceae. The record is from RefSeq and is a predicted model, not a curated record. Gene Ontology annotation, molecular function: aminoacyl-tRNA deacylase activity; leucine-tRNA ligase activity; ATP binding. The coding region runs from base 230 to 3286 and encodes 1018 amino acids.
UCCAUAAGGGAUAAAAUGGUAAAAGCACAUGCGAAACCCUAAACCAUGGAGGAGUCUAAUUCAAAUUCAACGCCAGAGACGACGAUCGCUCAUUCGCUGUAAUCAAGGAGGAGGAGGAGGAGGCUAGCUUCAAGACCCGGAUUCCCAAACGACGAAGCUGAUUUGGCUUCUGUUAAGAGUAGUGCAAGAUUGUUCGUGGAUUUAUAGUUACAAACAGGGAGAAAAGGUAAUGGCAAUCGAAGGUGGGAAGAAAUCUAGGAGAGAUCGUCUCAAAGCGAUUGAGGAGAAGGCUCAAAAGUUGUGGGAAGAAAAUGGUGUUUUCAGGGCUGAAUCUUGUGAAAAGCCCCCUGAACCAGGGGAGAAGUUCUUUGGGAACUUCCCUCUUCCUUACAUGAAUGGUUUUUUGCAUCUAGGGCAUGCAUUCUCACUCUCGAAGCUAGAGUUUUCUGCUCGUUUUCAUAGGUUAAGAGGUGCUCAUGUGCUACUCCCGGUUGGUUUCCACCUCACUGGCAUGCCCAUCAAAAGUAUUGGCCUGUCUGCCAUUGAUAUAUCAGAACUCCAGAAUCCAUCGAACUGGUUGAGCUACUUCCCUCGAGUUGCAGUGAAAGAGCUCAAGGCAUUUGGCUUGGGCUGUGACUGGAGGCGCUCCUUUAUUACCACAGACAUGAACCCAUACUUUGACAAGUUUCUGAGAUGGCAGAUGAGGAAACUAAAAUCUAUGGGUAAGAUUGUGAAGGAUAUCCGUUACACAAUCUACUCUCCUUUGGAUGGCCAGCCAUGUGCAGAUCAUGAUAGGGCAACUGGUGAAGGAGUUCGGCCCCAAGAGUACACCAUCAUCAAAAUGGAGGUGGUGGCACCUUUUCCUCCUAAACUGGGAGUGUUGAAGGGAAAGAAAGUCUUCCUUGCUGCCGCAACAUUGAGACCUGAGACUUCUUAUGGUCAAACAAAUGCAUGGGUGUUGCCUGAUGGCAAGUAUGGAGCCUUUGAAAUCAAUGAAACAGAUGUCUUCAUUCUUACGCAGAGAGCAGCACUUAAUCUUGCCUAUCAGAAGUACUCUAGGGUUCCAGAAAAGCCUUCUUGCUUGGUUGAGAUGACUGGCUAUGAUUUGAUUGGCCUUCCAUUGAAGUCUCCACUUGCACUCAAUCAGAUCGUUUAUGCCCUUCCUAUGUUGACCGUCCUAACAGACAAAGGUACUGGGAUAUUGACUAGUGUACCUAGUGAUGCUCCUGAUGAUUAUAUGGCCUUGGAAGAUUUAAAAUUGAAACCAGCGUUUAGAGAAAAAUAUGGUGUGAAGGAUGAAUGGGUCAUGCCCUUUGAUAUCAUUCCAAUAAUCAAAAUUCCGGAAUAUGGAGACAAGGCUGCUAAAAAGGUUGUGGAAGAUCUCAAAAUCAAAAGUCAGAAUGAGAUAGAGAAGCUAGCAGAAGCCAAGAGGUUGACAUCCUUGAAAGGUUUAACUGAAGGAAAACUGCUUGUGGGAGAAUUCAAAGAAAGGAUAGUCCAGGAGGCAAAACCAUUGAUAAGGAGCAGGCUAUUAGAGGCAGGUGAUGCAAUCAUGUAUAGCGAGCCUGAAAAGCAGGUAGUUUCACGAUCUGGUGAUGAAUGUGUUGUUGCUCUUAUAGAUCAAUGGUGCAUCACAUAUGGGGAAGCAGAAUGGAAAAAAACUGCUCAGGAGUGCUUGUCAUGCAUAAAUUUAUAUUCUGACACGACACGACAUGGAUUUGUACACACAUUGAAUUGGUUGAGUCAGUGGGCUUGUUCUCGAUCUUUUGGGCUUGGUACACGCAUUCCCUGGGAUGAAGAAUACUUGGUCGAGCCGUUAUCCGAUUCAACUCUUUACAUGGCUUAUUACACCAUUGCUCACCUGUUACACAAUGAAGACAUGUAUGGCAGCUCCAACAGCACAUCUGCAGUAAGAGCUGAACAAAUGACCGAUGAGGUUUGGGAUUUUAUUUUCUGUGAUGGCUCGUAUCCACAAUCAUCUGAUAUCACACCAUCAAUUCUUAACAAGAUGAAGCAGGAGUUUGAAUAUUGGUAUCCUUUUGAUCUUGAGGUGUCUGGUAAGGAUCUAAUCCAGAAUCAUACCUUCUGCAUUUACAACCAUACUGCACUUUUGCCCAAGAAGCACUGGCCUAGUGCGUUUAGAUGCAAUGGGCACCUGAUGCUCAAAUCCACGAAGAAUGCUAAUGGUGCUGGAAAUUUUAUAUCAUUGAGACACGCAAUUGAUCACUAUUCUGCUGAUGCCACGCGGUUUGCUUUGGCUGAUAUUAGUGAUGGUAUUGACGAUGCAUACUUUUCAUUUGAAACUGCAAAUGCGGCCAUCGUACGUCUCACUAAGGAGAUAGAUUGGAUUGAUCGGAUGAAAGAUAAAGAUUUGGGUAAAGACUCUUCUCUGAGAAUAGACUCCCCUUGUACCUUCUCUGACCGGGUCUUUCUGAAUGAAAUAAAUAUUGCUGUGAAGAGGACUGAGCAAAAUUACCAGGGUUGCAUGUUCAGGGAAGCCCUAAAGACUGGCUUUUACGAUCUUCAAGCUGCCAGGGAUUGGUACAGGAUUUCAUGUGGUGGUACUAAUGCAAUGAACCACGAUUUGGUGUGGCGUUUUAUAGAUGUGCAGACCCGUCUUAUUGCUCCAAUUUGUCCCCACUAUGCAGAACAUGUCUGGAGGGAACUUUUAGAGAGGGAAGGAUUUGCAGUAAAUGCAGGCUGGCCCGCGGCUGAUGCUCCAGAUCUAACACUCCAGAGUGCGAAUAAGUAUUUGCAAGACUCAAUUGAUUCAAUAAGGAAGCUGCAUAAUAAACAACUACCAACUUCAAAGAAAACCAAUAUGGGUGCUUCAGCUACUUCUUUGACAGAAGCGUUGAUAUAUGUUAAGGAGAAAUAUGACGGAUGGAAAGCAGAAUGCUUAAGAAUACUCCAACAUGACUUAAAUAGAGAUACUCUUACUUCUGCUCACGAGGACAAGGAGAUAUUUGAGGCAUUGAAGGCUAGUUCUUUUGGUCAAGAUGAUGAUUUUAGCCAAAAGAAUUGUAUGGAAUUUUUGAAGUUCAAGAAGGAGAAGGCAGUUGCACUUGGGAUUCAGGCAUUGGACUUGAAGCUACCUUUCGGAGAGAUUGAAGUCCUUGAACAGAACUUGGACUUGAUUAAAAAACAAAUACAUGGUCUUGAAGAGGUACAAGUUUUGUCAGCUAUCAAUGCUGCUGAUAUUGCUAGAGCUGGUCCUCAUGCUAGACUGCUAGAGAAGAAUCCUCCCUCUCCUGGAAGCCCAACUACGGUUUUCUUGACCCGGUAAAUUUUGCACAUAUAUGCAAUUCUGCCCCUACUGACAUCAUUCUGCUGCUGUUGCUUUUGGAUCUUUCCUUUCUUCCCGAGACAUCAUCAUGUGUUCAUCGAUUGGGAUUCUCUUACUUCCACAUGUAAAUACCAACACACUUUUGAUCUUAUUGUUAAUGGUUUUCAAUCAACUGAUGGUUACAGAAGGUAGCUAGUUACAGCUAGUUUAAUUAUCAGUUCCGAUUUCUGUUUGUUGGAGCUCAA